Molecule: messenger RNA, 1311 nt
Organism: Hansenula anomala
Lineage: Eukaryota; Fungi; Ascomycota; Saccharomycetes; Phaffomycetales; Wickerhamomycetaceae
Gene: PRO2
Product: glutamate-5-semialdehyde dehydrogenase
Exons: 1
Coding region: 1-1311 (436 amino acids)
Molecular function (GO): glutamate-5-semialdehyde dehydrogenase (NADP+) activity; NADP binding
Source: RefSeq, a predicted model, not a curated record
AUGGCUGAAACUAUUGCUAAGCAAGCACGUAGUGCUUCCACCAUACUGAAGACUUUAUCAAACGAGGAAAGAAGUUCUGCUCUGCAAACUGUUCAUGAUGCUUUGAAAGAUUCCAAAUCAACAAUUUUAGAAGCCAAUGUUAAAGAUAUGGAAGCUGCCCAAGCCCAAAACUUGUCAUCCUCAUUGAUCAAACGUCUUGAUUUGAGCAAAGGUGACAAAUUUGAUGUGAUGUUACAGGGUGUGUUGGAUGUUGCAGCUUUAGAAGACCCAGUUGGUAAAAUCACUUUAGCUACUAAGCUGGAUGAUGGUUUAGACUUAUACAGAUUAACUGCCCCAGUUGGUGUGCUGUUGAUCAUUUUUGAAUCAAGACCAGAAGUCAUUGCAAAUAUCACAGCUUUGGCUAUCAAAUCUGGUAACACAGCUAUCUUGAAAGGUGGUAAAGAAUCGUUACACACUUUUACUGCUAUGGCCAACGUUGUUAAUGAAGCGUUAGCUAAGACUGCAGUUCCAAAAGAUGCUAUCCAAUUAAUCGCCUCUAGAGAAGAUGUUGCUGCUUUAUUGGACCAAGACAAAUACAUUGAUCUUGUUAUCCCAAGAGGUUCAAAUGAGUUGGUACGCAACAUUAAGAGUAACACCAAGAUUCCAGUUUUAGGUCAUGCCGAUGGUAUCUGUUCAAUCUUUGUUGACAAAGCUGCUGAUUUAGAAAUGGCCUCUAAAAUCGUUUUUGAUGCUAAAACCAACUACCCAGCAGGUUGUAAUGCUGUGGAAACUUUACUCAUACACAAAGAUUUGAAAGAUAAAGUUGCAGAAAUAGUAAAUCGUUUGGUUAAAGGUGGCGUAACUUUGCACACCACCGAAGAGGUUAAAGCUUCUUUACCAAAUGUUAAGACUGUUCCAGCUGUUGAUGGUGAUUUUGAUAAAGAAUUUUUGGCACUAGAUAUUGCAGUCAAAUUUGCUGAUUCAGUGGAAGAUGCCAUUACCCACAUUAACACACAUUCUUCAAAACAUACUGAAUCAAUCAUAACAGAAAACAAAGAAACAGCUGAAAAAUUCUUGAAAGCUAUUGAUUCCGCUGGUGUUUACUGGAAUGCAUCAACUAGAUUUGCUGAUGGUUUCAGAUAUGGUUUUGGUACUGAAGUUGGUAUCUCAACUAACAAAAUUCAUGCUAGAGGACCAGUUGGUCUUGAAGGUUUAGUCAUUUAUCAAUAUCAAAUAAGGGGACAUGGACAAGUUGUUGGUGACUACUUGGGUGGUGGUGGUUCCAGACCAUUCAUUCAUCAAAAUAUUGACGUUAAAAACGUUACCUUUUAA